ACACCAAUCCCUGAGCUUCAUCAGACCGCCGUGUUUUGCAGCCAGCCUCUGUCUCGUCCCACUCACACUCUGUCAGAGCGCGUUGACAGCCAGUGGCCACUGAUCAGCCCACUUUGUCGGGUUUGUGUUUCCAUGUAAGACAGCUGAAAAAGAAGCUCUAAUUCUCGCUUUUUCUAUUAUUUGCAAGACAAGCAUACGCAACAGAACAGCGAGCCCGUCCACGACAAAAAGCCUCUAAGUAUUUUUUAGACUCAUCACUGUCUCACAGCUCCGUGCACAAUGUCUGGAGAGGACGCACCUGCCCAGCAGCAAAACGCCGUGGACCAGAAGCAGGAGACCAAACCCACCGAGGAGCCUAAAGCCGAGGCGCCAAAGACGGAGCCCGCAGAAGCCGGCGCCGCCGAGGCAGCGGCAACCCCAGCGACGGCCAACGAGAAGGUCCUCGUGGAGGAGGCGUUCACCUACCGCGCCCUGGUGCUCACCGGCUACGGGGGCUAUGAUAAAGUCAAGAUGCAGGUAAAGAAGGGAAAGCCGGCGCUCAAGCCUGACGAGGUCCUGGUACGGGUCAAGGCUUGCGGGCUGAACUUCGCAGACCUGAUGGCUCGACAGGGGCUGUACGACCGGCUGGCCACCCCCCCCCGGAGACAAAAGAGGCGAAAUGAAAAGUAUAUGCAAGGCAGGAAAGCCAGCAGAAGCUGGCAGGAGGUGGCGGUGGUGCCGGCAAACCACACCUUCCUCAUUCCAGAAGGCAUGAGCUUCGAGGAGGCAGCAGCUCUUCCUGUCAACUACAUCACUGCCUACAUGAUGCUGUUUGACUUCGGCAACCUGCGGCCCAACCAGAGCGUCCUAGUCCAUGCUGCUGCAGGUGGUGUGGGCAUCGCAGCCACCCAGCUGUGCAAGACGGUGAAGGACGUGGCUGUGUUUGGCACAGCCUCAGCCAGCAAGCAUGAGACCAUCAGCCAGGGCGGAGUCACACAUCCCAUCGACUACCGCACCAAGGACUAUGUGGAGGAAGUCCGUAAGAUCAGUCCGAAAGGGCUGGAUAUAAUACUGGACCCUCUCGGAGGAUCAGACACCCAUAAGGCCUACAACCUGCUGAAGCCUAUGGGCAAACUUAUUACAUACGGUGCAGCUAAUAUGCUGGCAGGACAGAAGAAAAACCUAAUUGCCGUGGCCAAGAACUGGUACCACCAAUUCUCCAUCCACACGCUCAGUCUGAUCCAGGGAAACAAGUCCGUGUGCGGCUUCCACCUAGGCUACCUUGACGGUGAGACGGAACUCAUCACCGAGACCAUGAAUACCAUUUUGGAUCUCUACAAGCUGGGCAAGAUCAAGCCCCGCAUUGACUCCACUUGGCAUCUUGAGCAGGUGGGUGAUGCCAUGAGAAAGAUGCAAGAGAGGAACAACAUUGGCAAAGUCAUUCUCACCACAGAGCCGAUGCCCGAGGAGGAGAAGAAGGAGGAGCCCAAAAAGGAGGACAAGAAAGAGGACAAGAAGAAGGAGGACAAGAAGAAAGAUGACAAGAAGAAGGACGAUGGUAAGAAGGAGGAGAAGAAGGAUGACAAGAAGAAAGAAGAGGCCAAGAAGGAGGAGAAGGAAGAAGAGAAGAAGGAAGAGGCAAAGAAGGAGGAGAAGUGAGAGAGAUGGAUGGGUAGUCAAGCAGACCAGCAGGGAGUUUGUGUCCUGGGAGCAGGGGUUGAUGUGUGGGAUGAAGGGGUGGGGGGAGGGAUGGGGAUGGAUGAGGUUGGGAAGGUGGGGGUGGAGGGUAGUCAGAAGGGUAAAUUACAAAAAUCAUCACACCACUGUCAGUUUCUCAUCUCUUCCACCUCUCUCUUGAGUCCACAGUGGCAGUGAUUACUCAGGCCUGGCUACACCCACCCCACUCCCAUCUCGUUUUCUUGUCUCUAUCUAAAAAAGCAAAACACAACAUUCCGAUCAUCUGUAACACCUUGUAAGCGCCAAAUUUAGUUCUCUGCCUAACAAGAAAACAGCUGCAACAUUUGAAAGAUUUUUCCUGUUUGAGAAUGACAGGACAAGAAAGCCAUGGAGGGUUGUGGGCAGGGUCCAGGCCUGGGGCAAAUUACUGUUUCCCUGACAACCGUAAUCCCCUCUCGCACUACGACCCCACCCUCGACCCCCCAAGUCCCUCCGCACCUCAACUCCCACUGUGCUAAAUUGUUCUGCUUUGACUUCCACCUGCCACCUCCUGCCCCCCACCCCGCCCCCACUUUGCUGAGUCCCUCCUCAAUCUACCCACAGGCCAGACUCACAGAUAGGCACAAAGACGGGCAGAUAAUCGAAGAACCACACCCACCCACACAUUGCUCUCUUAGUGUCCAAUGCUUAGUUAUGUCACUGAGGAUGAGUCAGAAAUGCCUGUGAUUGGCUGAUACACCCCACCUCCCCUGGAGAUAUUUGCAUCAUGGUUUUGAUCAUAAUGUCUGACUACUCAGAUAAUGGUGCUAAUGCUGCAAGGCCUAACACUACUUAUUAUUUAUCUGGCCUUAGAUUGGAUUUAGCAAGCAUCAGUUAUCAUUUGUGGCAGGGGAAACAGCUCUACACUGCAUGUGUUUCCACUUAAUUUCAGUGAAGUUAAUACAGUGGCUGCUUUGCACUUGCCUGAAUAUGAAUUUCCCUCAUAAUGACCCUUUCUGUGCAAUGUUGAAUAGGGAGGCAGAAAGCAUUGCUCAGCUUCCUUCUCCUUAGUUACUGAUUUUUCUAGCUGACCAACUGUUGGCAAGAAGUGGAUAGUGCCAAUUAAGAGAGAUUUUGUUUCUGUUCAAACAAGCCACAAAUGCACACACAUACACACACACAAACAUAUCCACUCUGGAUGUGAAGAAAGACGCACUGUCACGCUGAGACAGUGGCGCGUCUGAAAUGAGUUAAGAAGGUGAAUACCAGUUCUUUCUCCUCAGGAUCAGGCUUUUAUUCCUCCCUGGUCCUCCUGGAAGCAUUCCACAGCAUUCUGCUCCUUUCACAGCGGCUGCUCGCCUGCCGAUCACUCUGACCAAAGAGGAGAAUUCAGUUCAAGCUGGUGUCCAUACUUCACCUCCCCUCCCUCUCUCUGCUCUACUCUCUCUCUCCCUCCCUCCUCUUCCCGUUUCCCUCUCUAUCGUCGGCAUAGCAACAGGCGUCAGGAUCAUCAGAGAAGGCACUGUGGUUUGUUUUUCUGACUGCCUCUCCCUGCAUCUCUCUGCCUCUCUAACUCUGUAUUUGCCAACAGUCGGUGUUGCUGAUCAGUGUUUCAACAGGUGUAAAAUGUAUACAUUUGAAAUAAUUAAAUGAGGAGGAGAAGCAGUUUUCAUUCUUGUUACUAAUCCCCUACCAAAAUGUUUUUUAAUCAAUCUGAAUUUUAGAUGUAAUAUUGACAAUGUGUGCAGUUAGCAGUACGGUGACUAAAAUGGUGCACCACUCCCCCUAACUGAGCAGUAUGAAUUUUGUCUGGCUACUGUCAUGUUUUAAAUCUAAAUCCCACUAAAUCACUGAUGUAGGCGGAUGAUCGACUUUAAAAUUUAGACAUUUAUCUACCUGCCUGCCAGUCUGCCUGCCUGUGAGUAUGGUCUCAAUGUUGAGAUUCAGAUGGUGGAUA
This is a messenger RNA of Monopterus albus (swamp eel), 3592 nucleotides long. It is a transcript of the gene vat1, whose product is annotated as vesicle amine transport 1. Lineage: Eukaryota; Metazoa; Chordata; Actinopteri; Synbranchiformes; Synbranchidae. Gene Ontology annotation, biological process: negative regulation of mitochondrial fusion. The transcript has 7 exons. The coding region runs from base 280 to 1638 and encodes 452 amino acids. Gene Ontology annotation, molecular function: zinc ion binding; oxidoreductase activity. Gene Ontology annotation, cellular component: mitochondrial outer membrane. The record is from RefSeq and is a predicted model, not a curated record.